Eriocheir sinensis (Chinese mitten crab) is the source of this 2314-nucleotide messenger RNA. RefSeq lists its product as uncharacterized. The record is from RefSeq and is a predicted model, not a curated record. The transcript is spliced from 7 exons. NCBI's taxonomy places the organism in Eukaryota, Metazoa, Arthropoda, Malacostraca, Decapoda, Varunidae. The coding region runs from base 123 to 698 and encodes 191 amino acids.
GCAGAGAUAGCAGCAGACCCGCCAGCCCAGUCACCGCGUGGAGGCCAGCAGAAGCAGACCCAUCCAGCAGGACCUUCUUAUACUGCACCACACCCUCCUCCGUGACCUGACCUGACCUCGCCAUGCCGCCCAGACCAGCUCCCCGUGGCCGCCGUGACGAGGUGGACAAGCACAGCUACGAUGGAGACGAUGGAGACGGUUGCUGCGGCGUGGGUAACUGCCUCGCCUCCCUCAUCUCGCUCCCCGUCAUCAUCGCCGCCUCCAUCAUCGUCCCCGUGUUCGCCAUCACCUUCAUCAUCAUGGGCGCCAUCUACAUCAACGACUGCGCCAUCGAACCCUUGGUCCCCAUAUGGCUCAUCGUGCAAGGGGUGAUCAUGCUCUUCGGGAUCGGCACGGGGGGGUUGGCCAAGAAGAUGCUGAAGGGGUCCUCGUCGUCCUCGUCAUCCUCCUUCCUCUUCAAGAUCAUUGGCUUCGCCCUGUCUCUGUUUACGAUCGCUUGGUUUAUCGCAGGCAACGUGUGGGUGUACAAUGCCUGGGCACAGAGUCCUGACUACGCCCACUACUGGUUCGAGAAUGGCUGUAAUAUGUCUAUGUAUCGCCUCGCCUUCUGGGGCAUCAUCGUGCUGGACGCGCUCUUCGCUGUCGCCUUCGUGGUGGGUAUCGUCGCCUUCCUCCUCCGCGGCUGCAAAGGACGAUAAGAGAAAGUGGGUUGGUUGGGGUUGAUAGCGGAGUGUUGGUAGUACGGUUUUUCUCUCUGGUUUUCUCAUCCUUGUGUUUUAGUGAAGGAUUUGUUUACACUGGUGCGUUAAGUGUAGUUACCCAUCGUAGUGGACUGUUUUGAGUACGUUUUCUUUGUUUAUUCUUUUCUUAUUCUUGUGUUUUAGGUUGUAUGGAAGGACGAAACUGGGUAUAUAGUGAAGGAUUUGUUUACACUGGUGCGUUAGGUAUAGUUACCCAUCGUAGUGGACUGUUUUGAGUACGUUUUCUUUGUUUAUUCUUUUCUUAUUCUUGUAUAGUUUAGGCUGCAUGGAAAGACGAAACUGGGUAUAUAGUGAAGGAUUUGUUUACACUGGUGCGUUAGGUAUAGUUACCCUUCGUAGUGGACUGUUUAGAGUACGUUUUCUUUGUUUAUUCUUUUCUUAUUCUUGUAUAGUUUAGGCUGCAUGGAAAGACGAAACUGGGUAUAUAGUGAAGGAUUUGUUUACACUGGUGCGUUAGGUGUAGUUACCCAUCGUAGUGGACUGUUUAGAGUACGUUUUCUUUGUUUAUUCUUUUCUUAUUCUUGUAUUUUAGGUUGCAUGGAAUGGAAAAAGAUAUAACACUGGAGGAUUUAUAUACACUCUCACGAUGGCUCUCUAUUGUGUUUUACAUAUAUACAUUUUUCUUAGUCUUUCUCUCGUUAUUUUUCUCGUUUGGCUUUUUUUUAUUAUUUUUUUCUUACGCCCAGACACUAUUUUGUUUUGGCUCAAAGAAAGAAUAGGCAAACAAAAUGAAGGGUAUCGAUUUUUCAAGCUUAUGUUUACGCGCGUCACUGUACAACCCACCAGGACCCUAGCGCGUCACUGUACAAUCCAAGGGCACUAUAGCAUUUCACUGUACAAUCGAAGGGUACCAGCGCAUCACUGUACAAUCGAAGGGAACGAACGCAUCACUGUACAAUCUUAGGGAACUAGAGCGUUUCACUGUACAAUCCAAGGGCACUAUAGCAUUUCACUGUACAAUCGAAGGGUACCAGCGCAUCACUGUACAAUCGAAGGGAACGAACGCAUCACUGUACAAUCUUAGGGGCACUAUAGCAUUUCACUGUACAAUCGAAGGGUACCAGCGCAUCACUGUACAAUCGAAGGGAACGAACGCAUCACUGUACAAUCUUAGGGGCACUAUACCAUUUCACUGUACAAUCUUAGGGAACUAGAGCGUUUCACUGUACAAUUCAAGGGCACUAUAGCAUUUCACUGUACAAUCCAGGGAACGAAUGCAUCACUGUACAAUCCAAGGGCACUAUAGCAUUUCACUGUACAAUCCAGGGAACGAACGCAUCACUGUACAAUCCAAGGCCACUAUAGCAUUUUACUGAACAAUAUAAGGAAACUUUAGCGCGUUUCACUGUACAAUCCCAGGGCACUAGAGCGUUUCACUGUACAAUCCAAGGGCACGAACGCAUCACUGUACAAUCCAAGGGCACUUUAGCGCGUUUCACUGUACAAUCCAAGGGCACGAACGCAUCACUGUACAAUCCAAGGGCACUUUAGCGCGUGUCACUGUACAAUCCAAGGACACGAAAGAGUUUCACUGUACAAUCCAAGGGCACUAU